Messenger RNA from Saxophila tyrrhenica, 4776 nucleotides. RefSeq lists its product as uncharacterized. Bases 1 to 4776 code for a protein of 1591 amino acids. NCBI's taxonomy places the organism in Eukaryota, Fungi, Ascomycota, Dothideomycetes, Mycosphaerellales, Extremaceae. The record is from RefSeq and is a predicted model, not a curated record. The transcript has a single exon.
AUGGCGGCGACUAUCGACAACAAACGGCUGCGCAACAGCACUGGAUCGGAACUGUCGACGUACUUCCGAGAACUCCACGACACCAUCGGCCCGCAGGUGGUCUUCAAACAUCUACUUGACGGCGUCGAUGUAGAGUCCUUCCCACCCAGAGUCGUGACCACCUGGAUCCAUGGCUUCGCUCAGAUAGAACAACUUCUCGAAGCCAUGAAAUUUAGGCACUCGAACAUGGUACGACGAGUGGCCAUCCGCCGAUUCGGCUUGCGUGUGGGCUCCAAGCAGUUCCCGGAAGUCUGGAAGGUCGCUGGCGGGACUGAAGGGCUGUUGCAGCUCAUGACUAGGCUCUCGGUCCACGAUGUCGGCCAUCUCUGUCGCAUGCUUGGAGCGAAUGCAACCAAGAGAGCGCAUCGGGAGUUACGACAGCAAUGCAUGACGGAGCUCGUGAAGGCGCUGGCGUCCGAUUCCUUUCUAGAGUCGACAGUGCAGAACCCUGAUCAGCGGCCACUGCUGAAGUACUACGCCUUCAUCGUUCCCGCCUGUACGGUAGAUCUAGUGGAUGAAUGGUCUGCUAAGGACGAUCUCCCCCGUGCGGAUCGCUUCAGGCUCUAUCAGGCGCACACAGCACACUUCCAGCAACUGUGCCUCGAGAAGUGCGACAAGCCCGGCACUGGCUUCAAGCCCAUGACCUACGAGGCGCUCUUCAAAUGUGUCCCGCCCGAGCCAGCAACGGAGAAAGUCUCGGCGAGCAUGCAGUUCUCGCUGGACUUUCUGCUCAAGCUCGAGACAUCGGAUAUUGCCGACGUUUCGUUCAAUCACAGGUAUCGAGAUGUCGGACAGCAUCUGCUCGCGCGUCUGGAGAAGAGGUCGCACACGGCCUCACUUCGUGAAGACACCUUACGCUGCCUUCUGCGGGCCCCCGUGCCACAGGAUCGAGGUGGCAGGACAUUUGGGCUUGAUGAGAAUGGACUCUUUGGUUAUGUCAUUCGGUUAUGGAAGGAGGGUCCUGCUGUCUACGAGUACCUACUGGUGGAUUUUCUGAAGUGCUCUCACAUUUCCGACCUAGGUUCUGUGGCCGGUCUCCUGCAUCACAGCAGCGAGCUCAAUCUUUCGUUACUGAAGCUCGCACUCUUGCAUCUGCCGCGGCUUAAAGUCCGCUUCAACGAAGAUGCUGACGUCGCUGGCGUGAAAGCGCGAUGGCUACCUGAUAUCUUCCUGAGGAUUCCGAAAUCUGCAGGCUCCGCUCUUCUUCAACGGCUGAUACAACUCAAGCCAGACAAAAACUUCAUCCAACGGCGUUCUUCAGGCCUGUUCGCCGUCGACGACCAUGAGCAGCUUGCGAUGCUUGAAGUGAUGCUUUGUCCUGAUGAAGCGGAGGCUUCGCAGAAAGCUCAGAAAGCGGCGGAACGAUGUCGCAAUAAGGCCACCAAGAUCAGAGAUCAAGACGAGCGAGCGCAAUGUGUCGCAUCUGUGGUAUAUUUCGCUGUGGCCUCCCGCUCCCUGGAUUUCCUGGAAGAAAUUGUGCUGUGGCUUCGCAAAUACAACAAGGACGUCUUCACGGUGAAGCGGGUGUACUCCACAGGCUCUCCGUUCGAGACUGAGGAGUGCUUGGAGCUACUUGCUGGUGUGAAUAAUCGCUCUCAGGUCGUCAAAGUCAAGGAGCUCAAAGAGCACGUGCAGCAUGCGAACCGGAUCAUGCUGCUGUUGCUUGAGACUGCAUGCAUGGGUUUGCGGGAGCCCAGUUUCUACCAGGAUGAUUGGCACUCUGUGAUCCAGUUGUUAAGGGCAGUGACCGAGAGAAGGACCACCAGUGUUCGGUUUCUGCAGGACAAGCUGGGACUUGGUGAAGAUCAGAUCUACGAUGCAGUCUUUGAAGACACGCUGUGGACGCUCGUCAAAGCAGAGUCAAUCGGGCUAGAGGAUGGUCACGAGAAGCUCGGCCUCCGCCAGGCAAAUGGCCCCAUGUCUUGGACCGGCAGCCAUGGGAAGAAAGUGAUGUCUCGAGCGGUCAACUGCCGCCUCCUCGACGAACUCGCAGAACGCAGGAAUGAGCUAUGGGAGGAGCACCGUAAAAAGGUACACUCCGCCGUCGUGGCAUUGCCUGAACCAUGGACGAAAGGCUUACCCAUCCAAAGCCUGCUCUCUUCGACCUUGAAGGAGGUGAUGGAUGACGCGAUGCCUUAUCUGCUCUCACGAGUCGAACAUAUCCUGUUCCUCGACUCUGCAACUGCCUUGGCUGAUCAACCCAAUGACAAGGACACCAGAACAGCCAUAGGAGGGUUUGUGGAUAAAUAUAUUACCGCGCUUCGCUUCUACAUAUCUGCGAACCCACAAGCCAGACAAGCUCGCACACAGUCCGCCUGGAAUCAUGCCCUCGAGAACCUGACGGAGCCCAGCAUGACAGACCAUGAGGCACUCCACUACUGGUCGGAGAUGUUCGGACGGGCGGACGCAGACGUCUCAGAGCUCAGCAAGACCCCUGUCGAACGACCAGACCCGCUGCUCCCAGAUGUCGAAGACGUCUCAGAGCCCACAGAGUGGAAUCCCGAUCCUGAUCCAAGCCAGUGGGACACACUAGCCCGACCGCUGCGCGCAACCUGCAUACAAAUGUUGCUAAACCCGCCGCGAGUGCUCAGGCUCGACGAGCACACGCCUUUCGCGCCCAUAGAGCCCUAUACGUUUGGAUUUGUGCAGCAGCCGCGUUGGCAACAAUGCGUGAACUAUCAGAAAGGCUGGAAACGUCUCCCACCAGCCACUCAGGAAGCGUUGAUCGCGGCGGCUUUGCUGCUAAUUAACAGCCACUGCUGCGCAGAGAAGCGUCUGCUAGCUCAGCCGUUUCCGUCCAAUGGCGAUGCUCGCUUUCCUGCGCUGUACUUGGAUGAUGAGUUCUUGGACGAAGAGAAUACUGGAGGCAACUAUGUCUGGCCAGUCGUGGAAGGGCUCAAACAGCAAAUACCCUCUUCGCUGGGCCUGGAACUCUGCAAGGCUAUGUUCAACAGGCCUAAAGGAGAGAAAUACGACCCGUCAGCAUUCACCCUGAUGAAGUAUCUUAUUGAGAGCGACCGGCCUGAGAUGUUUCUGAAGCUCAUCAAACAUGUGAUCGUCUGCCGACCUGACGACAGUUCAUGGCACCGGCAUCUGUUCAACAACGGCUUGCUGAGAUCAUUGCCAAGUGAUGUUGCACGAGACUUUCUCACUGGUAUUGCCGACGAGAUCAAGGAGGCUCUGCAGAAGCGACCAAGCCUGAAGAAAGAGUAUGGGCCAAACACAACUGACAAGACUGGCCCGGUGGUGAAAGUGAGCACCGUCAAGAUGCUGGCUCAGAUCAUGUCAGGAGCCGAUUUUGUCGACGAAGGUUUCACCGUCAAUCUGCUGGUUGGUCUCUUCACCUCCAGUACCCAUCUUGACGUUCGAGCGGCAGUAUGUGGCAGCCUCAUCUCAUUGAUGCUGUCAACGACCUGCGACGCAACCGUGACAGCAGUACUGGAGGCACUGGAAACUCAUGCUGUGCCGAUCGCAGCAUCCCCGAGCGAGUUCAAGUCGUUGAGUGAAGCAGACUGGGAGGAAGCCGAGCGCAGUGGCACAAUACCCGAAGUCGACAACAACACUCCUAUUGCCGACGCUCUGUUUCAAGCGGUCAGCUCGGCAGAUGAGUCUCUACGUGGUACUGUGAUCGACCGACUCCUUCUACCCACGCUACGCAAGUCAGCGGAGAACAACAGACGAUGGAUGUCAGUCUUCCUCAAGCAACACCAUUUCGACCUGUCGCCAUCAUCGCUACCUCCAGUGCCCGUACAUCCUUCUUUGCUCACCAAUCUGAUCAUUCGCCAUACACAACUGGUUCCUCUGGACCUUCUCAACAUCUGGACAGACGCUGCUUUCGUUACUGCAGAGCAAGACAUAGAACUGCUGUUGAUCAACGAGACCAUCCGAAACUCGCCGGAUCUUCGAUCUUGCAAAGCAGGUCGGCACUGGCUCAAUCUCUGGCAAAGCAACUCUCCGUCUGACUAUCACGGCUCGGUGGUGACUUCACUUUUGCUCAAGCCCAUCGAAACCGAAGUCCACAAUGGCAUCACGAAUGAGCACGUCGUUCAGGCCUUCGAGAGGCAGCUAGACGCUGUGAUCAUGAAGGGGGAAAAGCAGGCGGCAGAACGCUCGAUUUUGUUGCAGGAGCUGGCUCCACCGCACCGAAAGAACGAGGACAUGUGGCGACACUGGCAGCGGUAUUGCAGGCCGCUCAUCCGCCGCUUCGUGAGGGAAAUUGACAGCAUGAGGACGCCAGAGUGGCAGCGGGAUCCAGACCGCAAGCCGGAUACGCUGCCAGAUACGUAUGAGAUGAGGCUUUGGCUGUUGACGUAUCCCAGCUUGGUGUGGACGCCAGACCAUGUCGAGCAUCGGCAGACGUUCGCAAAUGAGCUGAAAGCCGAGGUGGAAAGGCAGGCUAGUUCUGAUAGGCCAUAUCACGGGGCUUACGCAGCGCUGAAGAAGGCGGCGAUGAAAGCUUGGCCGCAAGACUACUGCUUCCUAGCGUCUGAGAUGGGCCCGUUGGAAGACUUGUCCCAGCUAGAGGAGCUGAGUGUGGCCGACUCGCUUCGCGCAGAGCUCGCGGGUGAGCUCGUGAAGGAUGCGAAGGAGCCGAAAGACCUUUCGGACGCAACGCUCGUGUGGGAGAUGCUGCAGGCAUGGAGGGCGUCGCCCCAUGAGGAGCUACGGAUGCGCGCAAUCCCGAGGAUACGGGAAGCUCUGGAGCAUGACGAGAAGAAGUGGCUGUGUCAGUCUUAA